Dendronephthya gigantea is the source of this 1219-nucleotide messenger RNA. RefSeq names its product TNF receptor-associated factor 2-like. Gene Ontology annotation, molecular function: ubiquitin protein ligase binding; tumor necrosis factor receptor binding. The record is from RefSeq and is a predicted model, not a curated record. Gene Ontology annotation, biological process: protein K63-linked ubiquitination; positive regulation of JNK cascade; tumor necrosis factor-mediated signaling pathway. Lineage: Eukaryota; Metazoa; Cnidaria; Anthozoa; Malacalcyonacea; Nephtheidae. Bases 62 to 1123 code for a protein of 353 amino acids. Gene Ontology annotation, cellular component: cytoplasmic side of plasma membrane; plasma membrane signaling receptor complex. The transcript is spliced from 6 exons.
UCGAACACUUGUCGGAACAUGCAGUAUCUUUCCAUAUUCACACUGAUGUUUAAGCAAUAAAAUGGCUACAAAUGGUCAUUCUGGUCAUCCCAUGAAGUGGUUCAAGGACCAGCAUGCAGCAAGACAUGCUUAUGAAUGCGCAAUAUGUCUGGAGGUUUUGAAAGAUCCUGUGCAAAUAAGAGAUUGCGGACAUCAAUUUUGUGCGGUUUGUAUCGCAAGUAAUCUCAGGAUUAAUGCUCGAUGUCCAUCAUGCAGAAUAGAAAUAUCGGAGGCAAUGAUAUUUGAAGAUAACGCAGCGAGAAGAUUGAUUCAACAACUUGAUGUUAACUGUUGCAACGAAGGAUGUAGCUGGCAGGGAUGCCUCAGCUCGCUUCUACAGGAUCAUCAAAAAAACUGCACUCAUGGUAGGGAUGCUGUCCAUCAACUUGAUGCAGAUAAACUUGAAGCACUUGUGGUAAAAGUCUCAACUUUGGAACAGAAGCUUGCACUCCAAUCAUUGCAACAUGAAAACGAGAUGAGGCAGAUGAAAGAACAGCAUAACCAAGAUCUGGACCAACUUAGGCAGGAAUUUAACGAAAUCCUAACGGUCUAUACCAUGAGAAUCAUGAGUGCCCCUCAGGGAAACCAGCAACUAUUGGCAACGUCCAAUUUUAGCAAUCACCAGGAACGUGUGGUAACCUACACUUGGAGAAUAAGAGAUUUUGCAAGAAAAUAUCAUCAGGCGAUAUUACAAAACGUAAUUGGUCGUUUGGAAAGUGAGCCGUUUUUCUCAAGAGAUGGUUACAAAAUGAAGCUUCGACUCAAUUUAAACCAAGAAUCAAUAGGGUACCCCGGCUGCAUGGGUAUUUAUUUACUUUUAAUGAAGGGAGAUCAAGAUGCACUUCUGCCAUGGCCUUUUACAAAGCGUUUCACAUUUAUCCUUGUCGAUCAGCAAAAUGACCCGAGUCAAAGACAAGAUAUCGAGGAAUCAAUAGUCCCAAGAGGAGAGAGAAAUUUUGAAAGACCUCAGGGGGUUGAGAAUGUUGGUCGUGGAUAUGAAAAUUUUGUUACACAUGCAAUUCUAAAUACUCGUGGAUACAUUAAGAAUGGCACUCUAUUUAUCAUGGUUGUAGUCGACCCGUGAACACAACGAUUUUAAUGUCGAUAUUAAAACUGUAAAGUAGUAAUAUGUAAUAAGUAAUAUGUCAUACAAUGCCUAACUGUCAUGUAACUGUACUGA